GCCACGGCCCAGCAGCACCUCAGGGGCGCGGACUUCAGGAGCGGCGAGGCGCUCGCGGGGCUCGCGCUCGACGCGGAGCUGCGGAAGGCGGAGGCCGCGGGCGCCAGGGCGCGGGCGCUCUUCCAGGAGCUCGGGGACAUGUCCGGCGCCGCGGAGGCCCUGCUGGUGAUCCUCCGCAGCGCAGGCGCCCUGGGGCAGGCCGUGCGGGCCCGCAGGCUCGUAGAGGAGGCGCUGGCCAAGGCGCGCGCCGAGGGCGACCGCUGCGGCGAGGGCGCGAGCCUGCUGGGGCUCGCGGAGGUGCAGGCGGAGCAGCGCGGGAGCCAGGCGGCAGCGGAGGCGCUGGAGACCGCCGGGGAGGCGGUGGAGGCCUGGGCGAAGAGCGAGUGGGCGAUGGAGGAGCUCGAGGUGACCGCGCUCCUCCUCAUCAGCAGGCUGCACGGCAGGACUGGCGGCGGCGACCACGCGAGGAAGCGGGCCGAGGAGGCGCUGAAGCUGGCCGAGUCCACCGAGGACAUCGCCGUGCGCUGCACCCAGUCCGCGCGUGUGCACCAGCGGCUCGCGGUGCUGGCAGUCGAAGGCGGCGAUGGCAAGCUGGCCAGGGAGUUCGCCGACAACUCGUGGCGGCUCCUCCGCGAGCAGGGCAGCCCGGAGGCAGAGGCGGAGGGGCAUUUAGAUCUUGCCCGCGAGCUUCUACGCGGGCGUUUCGCCAAGGAGGCCCUCAGGGAAUCGGAAGAGGCGUUGCAGGGCUUCCGCGCUUGCAAAACGUUCAGGCGACAGGAGGUUGUAGCCUUGUCUAUUGUGGCAGAGGCGCACGUGAUGCUUGGAGAAGAAAACGAAGCACACAGUACCGUACUGAAAAACCUGACGCGUCUUGAGAAAUCAAGCAAGAACGCAUCGGACGAGGCCGUUGCCUAUUGCCAAUAUAUCGCAGCAUUCACGUAUCGGCUUGCGUAUCCGUACGACCCCAAUUCCGUGAAGAUGGCACAGGAGUCGCUCGAAAACUUCCAAGAUUUGGACAACCGGCGGAUGGAGGGCGUUUUGUUGCGAACAGUCGCCCUUGCACAUCAAACAAUGAAGCUUAUGGACAAGUCCCUGGUGACGAUUGUGAAGGCACUUGCUGUCUUCAAAGAAGUGGACGAUCUGUCCCAGUGGGCACACACUGCAAUUCAACGCGGGCGCAUCUAUAUCCAGCAAAGGGAGUGGAAUGCCGCGCUUGGGAUGGCCAGAGAGGCAGCAGACACAUUCGAGCGGAUCGGGGACAAGGUGGGAGUCGCCGAGAGCCGGCUGAUGGAAGCAAGCGUUCGGUUUCAAAUGGAGCGCUUCCAAGAUUCGGGUGACAAGGCUUUUGAGGCACUCAAGGUGUUCCAGGCCUGCAGCUGGAAGGCAGGGGAAGGAUUCGCGUAUACCUUGAUCAGCGACAUCCAGAUUGAGCUUGGCAACCUCGACAAGGGUGUGGCGGCGGCGAGGCGCGCGGCAGAGGCAUUCAAGGGAGGCAGCCACGAAGAGGAGGCAGCCACACUCAUGCUGCUGACUCGGGCGAUACUUCAAAGGAUCACAGCGGCCGACUUCAGGAAGGCUUCCUUCGCGUUCCACGAGAACUUGAAGGAGGCGCGCGAGUCGUCGUACAAGGCAAUCGAGCUGGCGCAGCGCUGCCGCAGCCUUCAGCUCGCGGCCAACGUGUACCUCGCAGCCGCAGAGAUGGAGCUCCUGGACUUCCGGCCCGACAUGUCGGUGGUUCACGCCGCCGAGGCGAGGGAGAUCUUCCAGAAGAUGGGGCAGGAGGCACAGGAGGCGAAGUGCCUGGACGUCCAGGCGGUAGCGCACAUGCAGGUGGGCAUGCACGAGAAGGCCUGGCACCUCGCCCGCGGGGCGCAGGACAUCUUCGAGCGGAUUCGGGACAAGAAUGGGGUCAUGCAGAUGAACCAGCUCUUGGAGCGCAUCGAGAAGCUGUACGUGCCGCCCCGUGCGCUCAAGAAGCCAGCGCAGGCGGCGGCGGCGACCGCAGCCGCCGCGGCGCCCCAGCCAGAGGAGGACGCGCCGCAGAAGCAGAAGAAGACCGGCGAAAUUCGUAGCCGCGAGCAGGCGGUCGAUUUGAGCGACUACAUCCAGUUGUCGAUGCAGGAAGCUUUGUCAGACCUAUUGGGUGACCACGUCGAACUUGACAGUCCCCUGAUGGCGAGUGGGCUUUCGAGUGGCAUGGCCAUGGCCAUGAAAGGUCAGCUCGAAGAAGAUUUCUCUGUGAUGCUCCCCUCUACAUUGCUGUUCGAUUACCCGUCCGUCAUUUCCGUAGCUGAGUUCAUCGUGGGCAAGCUGGGCACUAAUGCGUUGCCCGGGUGA
Prorocentrum cordatum is the source of this 2337-nucleotide messenger RNA. The record is from the annotation of a GenBank genome assembly. Lineage: Eukaryota; Dinophyceae; Prorocentrales; Prorocentraceae.